Trichomonas vaginalis G3 is the source of this 489-nucleotide messenger RNA. RefSeq lists its product as uncharacterized. Lineage: Eukaryota; Parabasalia; Trichomonadida; Trichomonadidae. Bases 1 to 489 code for a protein of 162 amino acids. The transcript has a single exon. The record is from RefSeq and is a predicted model, not a curated record.
AUGUUAAUUGAUAAGUACCAUUUGCCUUCUAAAGGAAAAGACAACAAUGAACUUUAUAGCAAAAUUGCUAGCAAGUGCUCAUAUUCACUUUACAGUGCUGUAUUAUUUACUCAACAAAUGUCUUUGGCCCAAUUAAAAUUAGAAGAAAUAAAUUUCAGCAUAUCGAAUAGAAACAUUUUCGAAUACUAUCAUUGUGCGCAGCGUCUCUAUGAAGGUAUGAUCCUUUAUUUAGAUUUAACAAAAUUUUCAAAAGAAGAAAAGCAAAAAUGUAUUUAUACGUUCUCUGAUGUAUCCAAUGAAACAUAUAAAAUGGUUGAUCAAUUCCUCAAAAGAUGCAUGUUAACAACAUCGAAUAUCAGAGCAUGGCGUACUUUCUCCAUCUUUCAUACAGAGAUAUUAAAUAACUGUAUAAUCAGGCUUACCACAUAUAUUUCUAAUAUCAUUCGAUGCGUACAAUCAGGAAAUAUCAUUCGAAAAUUAUUUACAUAA